Molecule: messenger RNA, 6017 nt
Organism: Sebastes umbrosus (honeycomb rockfish)
Lineage: Eukaryota; Metazoa; Chordata; Actinopteri; Perciformes; Sebastidae
Product: collagen alpha-3(VI) chain
Exons: 12
Coding region: 339-6017 (1892 amino acids)
Source: RefSeq, a predicted model, not a curated record
UCCCAUCCCUGCCUUGAACUCAGCCCCACAUCUCCUCUGGUUUGAGACUAGGAGGCUGUCUGUCUCUUUCUGUCUCGACCAUUUCCUCCCUUCACUCAGGACCCCUCUCUCUGCACAUCUCUUAUCAGUGACCUUAUCACAGCUUUACACAGCCAGCCUUCCUCUGGGAGGUGCUGGAAAAACCAGCAAGGGGAAUUUACCAGGAGGAUAAUGACCAAAAGUCCUGCUUGCAGUCAUUUUACAUAACUGAUAUACUCUUUUUUUCUUCAAAAAACAAAUACAGUGGAGUACAGCUACUUCAGCUCAGGGUGUCCCCUCUGCUGUUUUGGUGAGAGAAGAUGAGGAGGCAUCGGUUGUUACCGCUAUGUGCCCUCCUGGGCGUCCUGUUUGCAGGGCUGCUCCCCAACCUUGAGGCUCAGGAAGAUUGUGCACACGGGUUGGAAGCUGAUAUAUACUUUCUAGUGGAUUCAUCUUGGAGUAUGGGAGAGGAGAACUUUGAGCAUGUCAGACAAUUUUUGUACAGCUUGAUACAAUCACUGCACCAGGUUGGAGGGGACAGGUUUAAGUUUGCCCUUGUGCAGUACAAUAAUAAGCCUCGAACCGAGUUCCAGCUCAACAGCUACCCAACAACACAGGGAGUCCUGUCCCACAUCAAGGCUAUGCCAUACCGUGGUGGGGGCACCCGGACUGGCCUGGGCCUGGAUUUCCUGAUUCGUACACACUUGACCACUGCUUCGGGCAGCCGGGCUGUUGAAGGUGCGGCCCAGGUGGUGGUGGUGCUAACAGAUGGCCGCUCCCAGGAUGACGUGGCUGAGCCAGCUCAGGUGCUGUGGCUGGCAGGCGUGGAGGUGUUUGCAGUUGGAGUUCAGGAUGCAGUUGAUUCGGAGCUCAGGGAGAUGGCUAGCAAGCCCCAUGACACUCAUGUAUUUAGUGUAGACUCUUUUCUGACUUUGCGGGAUAUAAUCCAAGAUUUAGUAGUGGGGCUUUGCGACGCAGUGACCCGGUCAGGGGGUGGUCCUGUGGCAAACGAGGCCCCCGUGGCUGGAGGAGGGACAGCACAAGAUUCAGCUGACCUAGUACUCUUAAUUGAUGGAUCACAGAACGUUGGAGCAGCAAACUUCCCCUUUGUGCGUGAUUUGGUUUUGAGAAUCAUUGAGCGCCUUGAUGUGGGCAGGGACACUGUUCGGGUGGCCUUGGCCCUGUACAAUGGUGACCCACAGAUAAAGUUCUAUCUAAAUAGCUAUGACAGCAAAUCAUCAGUCCUGGAAGCGGUGAAGGGCCUUGCCUACUCAGGGGGUGACGAGUCUAACCUCGGGGCCGCCUUGGAGGAAGUGGCCAAUAGCCUUUUGAAUCCAUCAGCUGGGGGCAGGGCAGACGAGGGUGUGCCCCAGAUGUUGGUGGUUAUCAGUGCUGGGCCAGCCACUGAUGAUACUGGUGCUGGUGACCGGGCCCUUAAAAGGGCUAGUGUUAUCACAUUCGGCGUGACGAUUGGUGACACGGCCACUGCAGAUCUGGAAGCAGUUGCUACAGAUAAAAGUUUUGUCCUGUCAGCCCCUGAUUUCAGAGCAGUGGCGAGCAUGGGUGACCAGCUGCUCCCAUACAUUAACGGGGUGGUCCAGCGCACCAUUAUAGUUCACAAUGAGUUCACAGAAGUCCUGGCGGUCGGAAAACGAGACAUCAUCUUCCUAAUCGACAGUACAAUGGGUGCAACUAUCAUCAACUCUGUGCGCGAAUUCAUCAAGCGGUUUGUCGACAUCAUGCCAAUUGGUCCGGAUCAAGUUCAAGUAGGCGUAGUCCAAUUCAGCAAUAACCCUCGGCUUGAGAUGGAUCUCAACUCCCAUGGAUCCAAAGAGGAAUUAACUGCGGCUUUGGGCUCUAUCAAACCAAGACCUGGACAGACAAUCAACAUUGGCGCAGCCUUGGACUUUGUGCGAACGAAUAUGCUGCGGCCUGAGAAGGGCAGUCGUAUUCAACAGGGGGUACCCCAGGUUUUACUGUUGAUGACCAGUAAAAAGUCCAGUGACAGUGUGGAAGCACCUGCUUUGGCCCUUCAGCGACUGGGUGUAUUGACUCUAGCUGCAGGCUCCAAAUCUGCUGAUGAGGAGGAGCUGAAGAAGAUUGCCUUUGCUGACAGUGUUGCGUUCUUCUUGAAGGACUUCCGCGCACUGCUUCGCAACCCAAAAGCAAUUAUCAAUGCUCUCUCCACUCUAGCUGGGGUGGUGGUGACUGAGGUACCAACCGAACCAGUGGUGGAGAUAACCACAGUGCAGACUCAAAGAGUGGUCCGAGACAUUGUCUUCCUUGUGGAUGGCUCAAACUACAUUGGCAGCAGUAACUUUCCCUAUAUGAGAGACUUCAUUAUCAACGUGGUCAACCAGCUGGAUGUACGUCCUGACAGGGUCCAGAUUGGUUUCAUGCAGUUUGCUGAAAGUCCAAAAAUUGAAUUUUAUCUGAACAGCUACAACAACAGGCAAGAUGUUGUGAACAAAAUCUCUGAACUCAGGCUGAGUGGAGGAUCAGUUUUGAAUACAGGAGCUGCCAUGGAUUAUGCCCUUACCAACAUGUUCAAGCAAUCAGCUGGUUCACGCAAGAGGCAGGGAGUCCAGCAGGUGUUGGUUCUGAUCACAGGCGGUCCAGCCCAGGAUCAGGUUAAAAGCGUAGCCGAUAAAUUGGCUCUGGCUGGUGUUUUGACCUUCACAGUCAGUUCUGGGCAAGCAGACGAAGCCCUAAUGAAAACAGUUGCCUUUGUUCCAAAUUUGGCUUACCAUGAAACAAGCUUCUCUACUUUACCAGCUUUGGCUGAAGUAAUCAUGUCACCGUUGAUAUCAGUGGUUGGCGAUACAGAUGUGGAAUUCACUGAGGAAAUUGUUGCUGGAGCUGAAAGGGAUGUUGCCUUUCUCAUUGAUGGCACAGACAAUGUUCGAGACAAUUUUGACUACUUUCGGGAUUUUAUCAUUAAAAUCAUUGAACCACUCGACAUUGGGAAUGACAGGGUGCGAGUUUCAGUGGUUCAACACAGCGAGAGGCCAACUACUACUUUCUACCUUAACACUUAUCAAACCAAAGAUGAGGUGAUAAGAGCUGUCAAUGGAAUGACACCGGCUGGUGGACGUAGCCUAAACACAGGAGCAGCUCUGACAUUUAUGAAGGACACCAUCUUGUCUGCAAGGCAUGGUAGCAGAGCUGCAGAAAAUGUCCCUCAGUUUCUGAUCGUUUUGACUGGAAGCAGAUCCAGGGAUAACGUGAAGGAUUCUGCUGGCGCGCUGAAGACAAAGGGAGUCGUACCGUUUGGUGUUGGUGUCAAGGAUGCAGACCCAAAGCAGAUCGAGGCCAUUUCACACAACCCUUCCUUUGCCUUCAAUGUGAGGGAGUUCAGUGAGCUUAGCACCAUACCACAAAGGGUCAAUAACUACGUGAGCCUUCCACGGGACGAGCUGACCCUGAUUCUAGAGCAAGUACACAGCAAUGCUGCAAAAAGAGAUAUUGUGUUUCUACUGGAUGGCUCUGAUAACACAAGAAAUGGAUUCCCAGAGAUAAAACUCUUUGUUAAGAACAUAGUGGAGAGCCUCUCUGUCAUUCUUGAAUUCUUUUUCUGUCUAUCCAUGUAUCACCAUGUCAACACAGGGAGCAAUAAGAGGGACAUAGUGUUUCUCCUUGAUGGGUCAGAUGAGUCCAGAAAUGGACUACCAGCUAUUCGCGAGUUCAUCAGAAGAAUGGUGGAAGAGCUGGACAUUGGUGAAGAUAAGGUUCGAGUGGCCGUCGUACAGUAUAGUGAUGACACCACAGUUUACUUCAACCUCAACACUCACAGAUCCAAAAAGGCUAUCAUCUAUGCUGUAAGAAGUCUGCGCCAUAAAGGAGGAAGACCUCGGAACACUGGAGCUGCUCUCCAGUUUGUGCGAGACCAUAUUUUCACAGCUUCAUCUGGGAGUAGACGCCUGGAGGGAGUCCCUCAGAUUCUGUUUUUACUGACUGGUGGCAAAUCCAAUGAUGAUGUUUCAGGAGCGGCAUUAGACCUAAAAAAAAUCAGUAUUCUGUCUUUCGCCAUUGGAAUGAAAAAUACUAAACAGGAGGAGCUUAAAAAAAUUGCCUUCUCCUCAAGAUUUCUUUUCAACUUUCCUGUCUUUGGUGAACUUUUGUCCAUUCAGGCAGAGCUAGCUGCAUUUGUCAAGGCUGAAAUAAAAAUUGAGCCUCCGAUUGUUGUAGUUGAAUUAGAGUCCCCUCAAAGAGACAUAGUGUUUCUAUUGGAUGGGUCAGAUAACACACGGAGUGGCUUCCCAGCAAUGAAAAGUUUUGUCCAGCGAGUGGUAGAAUCACUCGGAAUUGGUGAGAACAAAGACCGUGUGUCUGUGGUCCAGUAUAGCAGAGAUCCACAGACACAUUUCAGUUUGAACACCUACAAAGAAAAACAAAAUGUUGUUGCUGCUGUUCAGCAGUUGAGCCAUAAAGGGGGCAGACCCCUCAACACUGGGGCAGCUCUUGACUAUGUGAGGAAAAACGCUUUCGCUGAUUCCUCUGGGAGUCGGCAUCAAGACGGUGUCCCUCAGAUACUGAUUCUGUUGAAUGGGGGAAAAUCUCAAGAUGAUGUUGCAAGUGCCACUGUGGCUCUGAAAGAGGACAAAGUUGUUCCAUUCUGUGUAGGAACAAGAAAUGCAGACAUACUCGAGCUCCAAAUGAUUGCACAUAACCCUUCCUACGCUUUCUCUGUGCUUGGGUUUGAUGAUAUUGGGAGCAUCCAUCAACAACUUGUGUCAUUUGUGAAAAGGGUGCCUCGACAGCAGCCAAGACUAAAACCACAGAAUGUAUUAGAUUCUGCAGAUCAAACUGAAUCCAUUCAACGCGACAUUGUAUUUUUACUGGAUUCCUCGGAUGAAAUGCAAAAUGACUUUAAGGCAAUGCUUAGCUUUGUUGAGAGGAUGGUGAACAAAUUCAAUGUGGGCGAGAACAAAGAUCGUGUUUCAGUGGUGCAGUACAGCAGAGAACCCUCUGUGGAAUUUUUUCUGAACACAUACAAGACACAGCAGAAUGUUGCUGACAAUGUGCAAAUUCUGAGGCAUAAAGGAGGCAAACCUCUCAAUACUGGUGCAGCUCUUCAGUACGUCAAGGAUAAUGUUUUCACUGCCUCUUCUGGAAGUAGGCACCACCAGGGAUUCCCUCAGAUUUUGGUUCUCUUAACUGGUGGACGGUCCAGUGAUGAUGUCAGAAAUGCUGUAGAAAACUUGAGAGGAAUUGGUGUGAUGGUAUAUGCGGUGGGAACGAAGAAUGCAGAUACCUCUGAGAUUCAGUCUAUUUCACAGGAAGCCAGCCAUGCUUUCUUUGCAGCAGACUCCAGUGAUCUUUCAGGCAUUGAACAACAAAUAUUUUCUGUCAUCAAGAGGGGUGAAAUCCCUGCUAUCAAACCAGCCUUGUAUGAUCCUAACAGAAGAGACAUUGUCUUUUUGCUUGAUGGUUCUGAUGAUUCUCAGCAAAGAUUCACAGAUAUUAAAGAUUUCGUGCAGAGAAUAGUGGCGGACCUAAACAUUGAUGCAAACAAAGAUCACGUGGCUGUGGUCCAGUACAGCAACACGGCAGAGAUUAAUUUUAACUUGAGAAGUUACUCAACAGAGGAUGAUGUUCUUAAUGCAGUAAGAGGCCUUAAUCACAAAGGAGGUUAUCCUCACAACAUUGGAGCAGCUCUCCAGUAUAUGAGGGACCAUGUAUUUACUUCUGACUCAGGAAGUAGACUCCUUGAGGGAGUUCCACAGAUACUCAUACUACUCACUGGUGGAAGAUCUGGAGAUGACAUAAGAACCCCAGCCAGAAUGCUGAAAGAGACUGGUGUCAUUUCAAUUGUUGUUGGAACAACUGAUGCUGACACCCUAGAGCUGCAGACAAUCUCUCAUGAACCCAACUAUGCGGUCUCUGUUACUGAUUAUGAGGAGCUUCCUACUGCUAAGCAGGAUGUGUUGUCAUUGUUAAGAGAUGCUUCCCACCAUAUAGAGCCAACCGCUCCUACAAAGGGUUUUGGUAAGAUGUAA